CUCAAACUUGUUGCAAUUAUCUUAUGUUAUUGGCAGGAAGUGGAGCUACUUAUGCAAGGUUCAUACCCCACAUCAAGAAGAAUCUAGACUAUGGUGUUGUUGUGUUUAUCUUGACAUUUAAUCUAGUAACAGUGUCCAGUUACCGUGAUGAUAAUGUGUUGAGACUGGCGCAAUCGAGAAUGUUAAACAUCGCGGUUGGAUGCAUGAUAUGCCUUGUGAUGUGCCUAUUGGUGUUUCCAAACUGGUCAGGGAAAUACCUUCAGGAUUCAAUCACAUCAAAACUAGAAAGCCUAGGAAACUGUAUAGAAGUUUGUGUGAAGGAAUACUUUUGUGAGUCUGAUCUAAAAGGAAGUGACGACGGUUCGAUUCAUGAUCGAAUUUCCAAAGAUUACAAAGGUGUUUUGGAUUCCAAAGCUGCUGAAGAUACAUUGGUAUAUCCCUAAACUCCCACUUUCUUAUGUUAUGACAGAA
Molecule: messenger RNA, 471 nt
Organism: Arachis ipaensis
Lineage: Eukaryota; Viridiplantae; Streptophyta; Magnoliopsida; Fabales; Fabaceae
Product: aluminum-activated malate transporter 12-like
Biological process (GO): malate transport
Source: RefSeq, a predicted model, not a curated record